UGUCAGUAUACGUCUGUUUAGAUUUUUGACAAAUGUCAGUGUCACCGACAACAAUUUUUUGACUUAGGAGAGAAAUUUUUAUUUUUAUAUUAAUAUUGUGAAUAUUUCCAUUUUCAGCAAUUUUAACAUGUUUCGGCAACUAUAAAAACGUUUAGUUGUAUUAUACAUAAAGCAGAAUGGCUACGAGAAAGCGAAGUGGUUCUGGCUCAAAGAGACAAUUCAAAGAAAAAGUGGUGCAAAUAUAUGAAUGUUUAUUGAAAGGCGACGAUGUGUCGCAGCAUAACGCCUUAUUCUGGGACGAAUUCUUUUUACUUAAACCCAAAGUAGCGACUCUUGAAAAUGAGAUCCAAAAGAUGUCUGUUGAACAGCUUCAAGCAGCUAAACCAAAUAUUAACAUUUUAUUUAACCAAUGUGUAAAGAUACUGGAUCAACAAAAUAACAUUAGAGUAGCUUAUGGGAUGUUAACCCUAUGCACCCUACUGGAUUCUCUAUCCAAAACGGCUGUAGAGAACCAAAUAGAUGCAAUAGAAUUUCUAUCAGGGUUUGAAAAUCUGCCUGAUCAGAUACAAAAGUUGUUAACGCUGUGUCAAACUUACCUUGAAGGUGAUUCAUUAGACACAGUUAAAGCAUUAUGUCUAAAAUUGAUCUUAAUCCUUACCACUGGUGUGGAGUCAAUAAAUCAAAACACAUUGAUAGAGUAUAUAAUGAUGUCCCCACUCUUUGACUGCUUGGUGAAUUUACUGUGUGAUGUGCCAACCAGGCAGAGACAUGGAUAUGAUGUAGUAUUGAUUAUUACACUCCUUGUUAAUUAUAGAAAAUAUGAUGCCACUAAUCCUUAUGUUGUGAAGCUGUCUAUUUUGGAUGAUGAGCUGGCUCUAAAUGGGUACAGUCAAGUCAUAACCUCUUCCUUGGCUGAUUUUUGUAACCAGUACAAUAGUGAACAUGCUGAACAACAAAAUGCGUCAUGGUUCUCCUCACUGACAAAUAUUGUUGGUAAUAUGUUUGUUUCUGACGAGGGGGGUUUUCGCACACAACAAGUUAGGGCUAAUAAUGCUUUACUGCUUGCUUUGUAUGAAGCCAUCCAUCUAAAUAGAAUUGUAAUUUCUACUCAUCACAUGUAAAGGGGAAUUAUGUAUAUUAUCUGUCCGUGCCGCAGGUAGAUAAAACGAGACGUUUUUUCGGGAUGUCAGCCCAGGUACGUUAAAUGAUAACUGACCCAAGAAAGCUAAAUCAUCACUAGCAUUAUUGAUCAAUUUAAACACAAAAAUCACUGACUGGCAAGUGCGCCUUGCUUCAAGACUGAUGUGAUUAGAUGUUUUUUAAGUAAAUAAUCAUGAGGUAUGUAUACCUAUGGGCGGGUAAACGCUAUCCACAUUCAGUGGCUAAUGGACAAUAAAUUCUAUUUCACGGGCUACUGUCCAAAUGGCCUUAGCUGUGCUAGUGACGCGGACUAUAUUGAAAUUCAAUAAAAACAAAAUGGCGGGUUUUAAUUGAAAAUUUCAACUUUGAAACUUCUAUUUCACAGGCUUGAUGGAUUUUAACGUAUGAGAUAUCUCUAGAAUUGUCUUGAUAGUGCGAGUCACACUAAAUACUAAAAUUUUAUUAAAAAAAAUGGCGGACUCCAGUAAAAAAUUUCAACUUUGAAAUCUCUAUUUCAUGGGCUACCAAUAAUUAAAGGACUUGUUUGGUUUUGACAUUCAAGGAUAGAUUUGUCUUAACAUUGCAAAUGACUGGGUAAUUGAUAAAACAGAAACUUCAGCGUUGAAGUUUCUAUUUUACGGGCUAAAGCCCAAACAGCAUUUGAAAUGUGUGUAGAUAGGUCCUUGUAGUAAAAUUUAAUCCAUUCAUUUCGGUUACUACUGUCGGUUUUUUGUCUUCUAAAAAAUGUACUGUUUGAGUUAACUUUCAAAUUUAAUUUCAAUUUCUAUUUACUGGUGCCGUGCAGAAGUCAAAUAUAUAAAUGUUAUCCCGAACAAACUGUGUGCUCAGUUGGUAGCUAUUAGCUCCCUCAGGGUGAGUUUCUUUGUACUUUGGUUUUUGGAUGCCACCUCACCAAUUCACAAGGUACAUAGACAUUGAUUGAACGAGAAAAGAAAAAAAAUAAGGAGAAGUCCUGGAGGACAGGCUAACAUGAAUGAAUGUAUGUAUUACCCCCCUAGCUAAAUGAUUAUCCAAAAAAAAAAAUUAAAAAUGAACUCCGAAGGUCUACCGUUGGUAGGAAGUCCAAGAUGUUACCCUAAAACCGGAGGGAGAACCCUCUAACAAUGAGGAUCCUCCAAAAAUGGGGGAACUGCUCCUCCCAGGCGUGAGCCUCACUCAAACUCGCCUUGGACUAACCCUGUAGGCGGUCCCCCUCCGCUCGAUGGUUGAGUGAAAUUAUUUGCACGAUUAAAUUCCCAAAAGGGUAAGAAAAAGGCCCCGACACUAAGAACCACCAAGGGUCCAAUUUCUAACAAAACUACCCCACCACCCUUUGAAUCCUUAACUUAGCGUGUGAACUAGGAUCGGGCAGUGGGCCGCAGACAAAUUUCUCUACCAGAGCACCGGUAAUAGCACCAAGUCACCUUCGGCUCUCGUAUUUACGGUCGACAGUCUAAGAUGUAUUAAGAGAGCAGUGUUGAAAACCCUAAGUAUCUAAAAACCUGUCUAGAAUCAGUCCUAAAAUCAUCGCAUCGCCUGAUCUGUAAAACACUUGACAUGGUCGAAUGGAGUAGCACAUAAUAAACUGUUCUUAACACAAAUGUACUCACGCACUCCGCUAGGCGUGGUAACGUAUACAGGUCUUUCCCAAAUCUUUGCAGCACGUAGUUCAUGUGAAUAUUCCAUUUAAGUUGCGGGUCGAAAAUACCCCCAUGAAUUUUGCAGAUGUGUAAUCCUAUUUAUGCAGUGAGAAUUGUGUUGGGUUUUGCUUUAAUUCAGUAGGAAUGAACUCUUGCGAGGGUCAAUCCCGGUCCCGAAAGUCUGGGGAUUUGCCGGAAAUUUGAGUCGUAUUGAGAAACCGGGGCGCACAGCCUUGGCCCGGCAGGGGUAUUACGUAUCCUGAAUAGUAACAUUAUGCCGAUUUUGUUGACAUUACAUAUUUCUUUUUUUGGCAAUAUGUAGGUUUUUCUACAAGAUGUCUACCUAGUACUGGCUGUUUGUACACUUGAUGUGUACCCGUCCCGUAGCUAUACGUGUUGCCUAAACGUAAUGAUGCUUCAGCUAUCAAUGUAUGGCUCUGAUGUGAUGUAGCAUCUGCUUCAGAGAUGGCAUUAUUGGAGAUGUAAGCUGUAAGUUGUAUACCAUAGCUGGAAGGAAACGGCAGUACAUGUGUGCAUAGUGAGGAUGUGUGAAAUAGUCUGUGUUGAUGAUAAUUCCAAAGGUUUUUUGCCUCAA
This is a messenger RNA of Acanthoscelides obtectus, 3375 nucleotides long. NCBI's taxonomy places the organism in Eukaryota, Metazoa, Arthropoda, Insecta, Coleoptera, Chrysomelidae. The record is from the annotation of a GenBank genome assembly.